Molecule: messenger RNA, 1372 nt
Organism: Pieris rapae (cabbage white)
Lineage: Eukaryota; Metazoa; Arthropoda; Insecta; Lepidoptera; Pieridae
Exons: 3
Coding region: 113-973 (286 amino acids)
Cellular component (GO): extracellular matrix
Source: RefSeq, a predicted model, not a curated record
AACAGUGGUCACUCGCCGUGCGACUCCGCCGCGGCUGACAGUGUUCCGCUUUUGAAGCGCGCCAAUUUUGACAAUUUAUAUUUAAUCUGUGUUAGUGUUACAAGUUUUAAUAAUGUUGCGUAUCAUUAUCCUUAGCAUCUCGUUGAGCGUAGCCGUCAACACCCAGGCACCUUACUCAGCAGCAUCAGAAUCUCAAAGAAGAUUCGCCCUUGAGAACAGAUACGACGAAACAGGUCCAGGCGCAAAGGGUCCAGAAUACGCAUACAACACGUACAAAACACUCGAAGAAGCCCUGGUCUCCUACAUCGAUGACGCAGACACAAAACUACCAGAACAUGAACGGGCUAAAGUCGAACGAUUUGUUAAUACAGACUUUAGUCAACCGAUUCGGGAACUCCCCAAAACUGUAGAAGAAUACACUGGAUUGAAACAGCCCACCCGUCCCCAAUUACAGCCCAUGAGACGGCCGAUACAGCCUCCACCAAUCAGACAGCAGGAAGAGCAAUUUUUACCCCAGCCAGUUCAAUACCAGCCUAUUUUAUCACAACCCUCAUUCCAACCAUAUCCAGCUAAAUAUAGGCCAGAAAAACUCUUUUUCCAGAACCAAAACAUAAAGAACUCAUUCCCUGAUUUCCGUGGAUCAGACUUGAAACAGAGUCUACAAAGUGAGAGAUUAGAGCCAUAUGUAUUGCAAAGAGUUCCAGGUCCAGUGAAUCAGGCGUAUUAUACGCAGAAUGCGCAGUUAAAUGACCGGCCUUACGAUUCUCACCCACAGUACACGUUCUCUUAUGGAGUACAUGAUAAGAAGACAGGCGACUCAAAAUCAGCGCACGAGAGUAGAAAUGGCGGGUCAGUGAAGGGGUACUACACAUUUGUCGACCCUGACGGCAAACAACGCACCGUGCACUACACAGCUGACGACAAAUUCGGUUUUAGGGCUACUGUUCAACGUACACAUAUGAAUACACAAUAAAUUAAUUUAAUUAGCUUAUUUAUAAAUGUGUCUAAAUUUAGAUGAAUUAAAUUUAAUAGUUAUAAAUUAGAUAGAUUUAAAAUUUACCACGGAAUUUACAUUUAUGUGUUUAUUACUAGAUUAAAAGAUUAAUUAAAAAUUAAUCAGCAAUUUUUUCGCAUUUUAACCACCAGUACAUUUAAUACAGAGAAAUAUAUUUUACUGUCUAUUAAACUAUUGUGAUAAUAUGGUGUAAAUCGUAUUAAUUUGAUAAAGUGUGUAUCUGGUGUGUGUAUCAGAGCUUCAACAUAAUUAAACUAUGAUUUAAGCUUAAUAUUGUGAAUGGGAGAUCAAAUCUAAAAGUGUAAUAAUGUUGCCAAAUUAUUAUAAAGAUGUCUUCUAGAUUAUAAAUUGUAAAUA